UCCAACAUGGCAGCUAGAGUGGACGUUUCGCGGUGACCAAAACGCGCAACAUUUCAACAUUUACAACUCCAAAUACGCACUUUUACGCACAGGACAGAGACCAUGCGGGAGAGGCAGAGGAAAAAGAAGGGCCGGACGUGGGCAGAGGCGGCCAAAACGGUUUUGGAAAAGUACCCGAAUACACCCAUGAGCCAUAAAGAAAUCCUGCAGGUGAUCCAACGAGAGCGACUGAAAGAAAUAAGUGGGACGUCUCCGCUGGCAUGUCUGAACGCAAUGCUCCACACAAACUCCAGAGGAGAAGAGGGCAUUUUCUACAAAGUCCCGGGCCGGAUGGGUGUCUACACUUUAAAGAAGGACAGUGGGGACACGGUGAAGGAUCUGUCUGAGGACGGGUCAGAGGAAAGCAGCAGUGACACUCUGAGCGACUCCAGGAGCACAGAGAAUUCCAUCAGCCCCGAGCAGAGGAGGGGGAGGUGGAUGAGAAGAGUUCCCUCCAAGCUCCAGUCUCAGCCUUCGUCUCCACAGCCCCGGUGCUCGUCUCCCUCUGUGCCCACUGCCAAACUCCUCUCCCCAUCGCAGAAACACAGCAAGAAGGCGCUCAAACAGGCCUUGAAGCAGCAGAGGAACCAGCGCAGACAGGGAGCGAUGGGAUCUGCCUCGAGUCCAAGGCUUUUACUCAAAACCAUUAAAGACAUCACAAUGGCUGACAACAUCUCAACGAAGGCGGACCUGCGGCACUCAGUGGGAGCAAGAAAGGUGUCCCAGAGGAGGUUAAGUGCAGGUCAGAUAAAACGGACCAAGUGUAACAUCGACGUGGAGACUCCAGACUCGAUCCUGGUGAACACAAACCUGCGCGCGCUCAUAAACAAACACACCUUCAGCGUCCUGCCUCCAGACUGUCAACAGAGACUGCUCCGGCUCCUGCCAGAGGUCGACCGACAGGCUUGUAUGGACGGACUCCUGAAGGUCACCAGCUCUGCCCUAAACAAUGAGUUCUUCACAUCGGCGGCGCAGUCGUGGAAGGAGCGACUGGCAGAGGGGGAGUUCACGCCAGAGCUACAGCUUCGAAUGCGCCAAGAAAUCGAGAAAGAAAAGAAAAUGGAGAGUUGGAAAGAGGCCUUCUUCGAGAACUACUACGGAGAGAAUUCUGGACUCAGCUUUGAGGAAUCCAAAGAGCUGACGAAGGUCGAUCAAAAUCUGAAAACAUCCAAAACGCAAUCUCCUCUUCCUCCUCCUCUUCCUCCUCCUCCUCCUACUCCAUCGACAGAACCUACCAUUGCUAAAAGUCCUCAAACCAAAUCAGGGGACACUAAGGACAAUGAUGAGAAAAAGAAACCUGAAUCAGCUUCUUCUGCCGCCGCUAAAGACAUCAAACCUCCCUCCAAACCAUCACAAGAACUGCCCAAACCACCUCUUCCUGUUCUAGAACCGAUGCGAACCAGGCGAGCGCAACAAGCUGAAGACCGCAAAGCUAGCAUCGCCGCACAAUCCGCGUCACUCAACAAAACGGUAACAGAAGAAGCUAAGACGUCCAAAGAAGUUGAAAAGGUGACGCAAAGUGAAGAGAAGAAAGCAGAGCCACCUCCUCCACAACUAGUUUCUCCAAUCAAAGAACCUCCAAAACUUAUCCAAGAUAUCAAAAAAGAUGCAAAAUUAAGCCAAGAUGGUAAAAAGCAUGAGAAAAUUGUAUCUGUUAAAGAGUCUGCAAUGUUAAAUGAAGAAGCUAAAACAGAUCAGAACGUUCUGUCAUUGAUCAAAGAACCUACAGAAUUAAGCCAAGAGGUUAAGACAGAUCAGAAAUCAGUUUUGGAGAAAGAAGAAAUCACAAAAAUAAUUCAGGAAGUCAAAAAAGAUGACCCAGUGUCUGUGGAGAGAGUGAUAGAGCAGAAAGAGGAGGUGUUGGGGAGCGCUGAUGGUUGUAAACGUAAGUCUCUGAGUGAGACAGACAGUGACGUGAGUCCAGAGAAGAGGCAGAGGCUGUCGUCUUUUUCCUCUGUGUCCUCUGUCUCGUCUGUGUCUCCGCCCCCAACUUCCUCCAUCUCCAGCCCGGCUACGCCCUCUCCGUCCAGCCAGAGAGUCCCACCGCUGAAGAUCCACAAGUCUCGUAUCCACCCUGUGCCAGUGUCUCCGGGACAGCCCUCUCCUCGUGCCCCUCUCCCCGCCCCCCUCAGCAGCCCGGGUCGAACCGGAGCCAGAACCUUGGCCGAUAUCAAGGCCAAAGCACAACUUGCCCGUGCCCAGAGAGCUGCCAUGGCGGCCGCGGCGAGAACAGGAACUCAACCUGUGAAUUCUGGCGCCAGUUUGGACCAACCAUCUCCAACGCCAAGCCCGAGCCCUACAUCUCCACAAGCUCCUGUGAAGAUACCACAUACGAACAUCACCCCUCCUUCUCGUUCCUUCGAAGUAAAGACCUCACCUAGCCCCACGCAAAUCUCCAUCAAAGUCGAGCAAAAGGCAAGUCCGGUUAGCGUCCCAUGUAGCAGUUCGUUAGAGCAAAAUAUGACGGCGAUAUCGAAAGAGCAAAGUCAAGUUUCGCCAGUCGGAACGAGUAGAAACACGUCGUGCAUCCCAGCUAACAACCCGCUCGUAACCAAACUUCUCCAAGGCAAAGAGGUUCCGAUGGAGCAGAUACUUCCAAAACCGUUAUCCAAAGUUGAAGUUAAAAUGGCUGUGAAAUCUACAGGGACGAAGGCGAAGGGGACGCCAUUGGUUAGUGGGAAUAAUGUGGAAAAUAAGUCCGCGAUAGGAAGACAGGAGUUUAAGCAUCACAAGGAGCUUCCGGAUAAGGAAACCCAAGAGCAAAUUUUGCAAGCCUUGAUGCAGCGGAAAACCCAGCAAAAUCAACAGUUUGGAGGGUUAGGAUCACAACAUUUGAAGGCAACGCAAAUGGAGCACGCAGAAGAGAAGUUGACAAAAAUUGGAGUGGGAUUUUUAGGUUGCAAACGUAAACAAAAACCAGCAAUGACCGGACACUAUCUCUUAAACGUUUCGACGUAUGGAAGAGGGUCGGAUAGACAGAAGCAGCAAGCAAUUUCUAAUAAGUUAAAAAGGGAAAUUGGUGAAGCAGAGGGUGUGGGGAGAACUUUAUCGGGGGUUAAAACUGAACGCAAAACAGAGGAACUUCUUUGCGUAAGGAUUAAAAACGAACCAGGAUUCGAGGAUAGCGAUAAAAAUAAUAAUAGCAGUGGGAUCGCCAAAGAUUCAACCAGCCCUCAACAAAAGCACCUCAAUUUUAGCAACAACGCAGGAAGUUCAGAGCCAUAUUUGAGUCACCAGCAAGGUUUUCACAAAGACAAUCAACAAGCAGCGUAUAGCGGGUCUUACAGCAUGACUUUAAACAAUAACAAGGAUUCCGUUUUGGAUUCAAAUUCUUCCAACUAUUCGGAGACGGAUAGUGGACAGCACGGUAGCGUCAUGUCCUUUUCGGUGACCGUUACGACCAUCCCAGCCGGUAGGUCCAUGGACAGCAGCCAGGGGGAGCCCUCACCCGAACAGUCCUACAUAGACGGGCCCAAUAUGGAGGACGUGCAGUCGAAAUGCUACUGCAGACUCAAAGCUAUGAUCAUGUGCAAAGGGUGUGGAGCUUUUUGCCAUGACGACUGCAUAGGGCCGUCCAAACUGUGCGUGUCCUGUUUAGUGGUACGAUAAUUCACAAAUGUACAAAUAAUAUCUAAAAAUGUCUCUUUACAAUAUGGCUACCUUGUUUGUUAGCAUUACAGUUGCACAACACAAAAACCCUCUUUCUUUAGACAAUAUACUGUGAUUUUCCACAUUAAACGGUAGUCCUUUUUUUUCUAUUCCCAUGUGUCUUAGAUGUGUGUAAUCCUCAGUGCUCCAUGUAGGUUCCAUACAGCUCCACAUCAUUCUAAAGACAUUCAGGAAAACUUCAUAUCUGUGCCGUCAAUGGAACUUUUUUAGUAUCGAUACCUGUGAAAAAUGAGUUUAGUUUUAGUAUCGAUUAUUAUCUGAUUUUUGAUACUUUUGACACCACUUCUAUUCAGUUUGUUAGCCUGAAAAUGUUCCAAAACUCCUCUGGUGUCUUAAAGUUGGAGAUUGUAGCUAAAAUUACGAUGCAUUAGAAUAAAAAGGAAUAACUUUGGACCACUGCAAAACCGAAAAAAUAUGGUACAGCAUUUUUAAAGAGCAUUUUAUUUUAAGACACGACUUUUUAAUCAGAAAUGAAAUUAUUUUAACAUUUUAUAUUUAUAUAGUUUUAAAUUCAAUUUUUAAUUUUAUUUGUUUUUUUGUUUGUUUUUUUUUAUCAAAUGGGUAGCCAUAUUGUAAAGUUGUACUAAUAAAUAAUAAUAAAAAAAAACAUCAGGUCAUUUAAAAUACACUCCAAAAAACUACUAUCUCCAUGAGUUGAAAUGACUUUAUUUAUCUGCCUGACAGUGUUCUUAAAAGGUGCACUAUGUAACUUUUCUGGAAGGUCUAUCAAAUGCUUGUCUCCAUGGUGAUGUUACUCCUUUGUCUGGAAGGUUGUGCAGUAUGGCAUUACAUCUAUUUAGCUUUUUUUUUAUUUCUAGUGUCUUUUAUAAAUAUCUUGAAAUACAUACUUUCUUACUGUGAACAGACUUGCCUCUCCACAGAAUUGACCUGUAACCUUGUCCUCCUCCUCUUCCCUGAGAUAGAUCAGUAUAAAGGGCUCAUAUUAGACUGUUUUCUGUUAUAAUGUUCCUCAACACAAACACACUUGGAGUUGUGUUUUGUUUGAUUCACACAUGUUUCACACACAAACCUGCACAUUUAGACUGAGCUCUCUCAAACAGAAAACACUCUGUUCCACCUUGUGAUGUCGUCUGGUAAUACAGGAAGUGCUGAAGUGUGUCCGCACGCCUUCAUUAGAAUCAUUUGGAUGAUUUCAGCCCUGGAAUUGCCCAUUUAAACUAAGCUAAAUGUAAAAAGUAGCUGUUGAAAACCACCACUUUAUGACAUCACAAGGUGGAACAGAGCAUUUUGAGCUUUGGAGAUGUAGACAGACUAAUAAUAAAGAGUUAUUCAAAUGUGUGUGAAUGAAACAAAACACAACUCCAGGUGUGUUUUGAGACUCUGUUGACAUUAGAACUUAAACUCACAAGACUCACAAGAGUCAGUUUGGUGUAAUAUAAUACAGGACCUUUAAUGCCAUACUGUGGAACACACCAGACAAAAACAAAAACAUCUCUGCUGAUCGCCCACCAGAAAAGUGACAUAAUCCACCUUUAAAAACUCAAGAUUAAAACAUUGGAUGCUCCGAGUCAUUUGAACUCACGCAGAUGUUUCCUUUUGUAGUGAGAUCAUUUGAACGUCACAAUCAAGUCUAAAGAUUUUACACUGGAAAGACAAAAAUUAUAAUUCUUUUGUGCAAUUUUAGUAGAAUUUCAGUCCGUUUUCAAUCAGAUUAGCAUCGUAGCGGUGUGACGGCGUUAUUUGCACUUGGCUAGCGUUAGCAACUUAGCGUGGUCUAUUUUUUUAACUUUUAGAGAAGCGCGUUUAGUUUUUAUAAGAGGGAUCGGCGAAUGUGAUGCUAUAUUUCUAGUGCAUUUUGUUGUAGAUCGGACACUUUUCUUAAUUACGUAUAUUCUCGGCCUGAUUUUAAACGAAAACUCAAAGGGCGCUUGUGAUAAUCAGUGGUUGUUUUAUACAGUACCUCCUAUAGGUUGGGUUCACGCACAGACUGUAGUUAAGCAUUGAAGUCUAUGGUAGAAAUGGUAUUUUAACUGUAAAAAAUGCACAUUUUCAUUUAGUUCAUAUCUCUGGAAUUACUGGGCCUAUUCACGAGAAACAAAAACUGGCACAAAGUUCAAUGUCUUUUUAUCCGCACAAACAAACCUAAGUGAAAUUAUUUUAUCGCUAUAGCGCCAACAAGUGGUGUCUAUGCAAAUUGUAUAGACACAGUUAUAGAGUAUGGACUGAAGGCCUUGACUACAGGAGAAUUUUGGGGAGGCGUGACCCGAUUUUGUGUCCUCGUGUGCGGUUUUGUGUGCGCUCCUGCAGCAGUCUUUGCGAUGGGAGAUUUCAAAUCUCAUAAGAUUCUCCUCGUGUCUGUGGUGUGUGCGUUUUGUCGCACGUGUUAAAAACAUUUAAGACUGAAAAAUCCUGUAGUGUGUGGCAGCCUUUAGUUCAUGUUUCAUAUUUCUGUCAUUACUGGGCCUAUUCAUAUGAAACAAAAACUGUCUCAAAGUUCAAGGUAUCCUUUAGCAGCACAAGUAAACAUAAGUGAAACUGUUUUACCUCUAUAGCGCCAACAUGUGGUGAUAAAUGGCAAAUCACAUAGAAAUAGUUCUAAUUAGACCUUAAAACAAGGGAAAUGACAUGAUUUUGUAUUGUUGUUAUAAUAUUAUUAAUAUAACACAUCAUUUCUAUAAAAAUGAAACAAUACCUUCAUUUUAUAGAUUUUUGGAACCAUUUAUGAAAUAAUAAUUAGGAAAAAACAUUGUAAUUUUAAGUCUGUAAGUGUAUUUUAAUUCUAGUUACAUUGGCCUUUGCUUUCUAUUGACUGUGAACCCAACCUAUACUAAUGCAUGGCAGGGAAGUGCAACUACCAGUAAAUUCUUUUAUAUAAAGUCUGUACAUUUAUUAUAACUGAAAAUGCUUGUAUUUAAAAGUGUGAAUAUUUUAGACUUUUAAGAAAUAACUUUAUAAAAACACGAUUGCACACGUUUUUUCACAAUUACAGGUUCAAAGCACUUCUUAACCCCAGGGAUCUCAGACAGCAACUGUACAGCACUCACAUUUGAAAAUAUUUUAAUUUAAUUUCAAAUCUUAGUUGGGGAUUUUGAGUAGGGUUGCAUGCAGUGUUUUUUUUAAAGGGCCCAUAUUACACUGUUUUUCAUUUAUUCUAAUGUCGUUUCCUCAUCACAUCAACUCCAGGUCUGUUUUUGAAGAGGGAACAACAUUAUAACAUGAUUUAAAGCUCUCAAGAGAAAUAAAUCAUAAAUAUGGGACCUUUAAGGUAAUUGGACAAAAUUUUGGUGAAGAGGCAACUUGUAAACUAAAUCUGAAAUUUUUACAGUCCAAAGCAUGUUAGCUGUUUUGAGUGCAAUAACAAUUUGCAAUGUUGUCCUUUUAGCUAUUACAUCACACAUUAACAUUCCUAAAGCUUCACUAUGUAACUUUUCUGGUGUGGUUAAGCACCUCCUUGCCUCCAUGGAGCUGUAGCUGUUUGGACGUACCUGGAAUGUUCCACAGUAUUGCAUUACAGUUAAGUUAUCUUGCAUUAGUUAAACCGCAGGCGUUUAUGUAGCAAAAACUGGCUCUGUGGUGUCACUUUCUUGUCUCCAUAGAGUUAAGAUAAGUUUAGUAAUGCUUUAUUGCAGAACAUUGCAGGUAUUGCAGUAACAUCUCCAUGGAAACAACCUCACACCAGUAAAGUUACACAGUGCAGCUUUAAUCAAAUAGUACUGUUGCCGAAAACCAAGACCACACACGUUACGUUGCAUUCAACCCUGCUCAAAAUUCCAAGCUUGGGAUUUCAAAAUGUUUAUUGUCCUUUUUAAAAUUUGAUUUCAGAAAUUCUGAAGUGUGAAAUUUUUAAUAAUUUGUUUUUUAAUGUAGAUUCUGGCUCCUUGUUUGUUUUUAAUGAGGAACCUGGAAACACAGGGAGAGACUGUGAUCACUAAACAUGUGUCAUUUCCACUUCCAUUUGUCUCCAUCUGAGAAGAAUCAUUUACACUUGUUUCUAAUGUUUUGGUUUAGUUAUGAAAAUAAAAGAAAAAUAGAAAGUUCAGUUAUUUAAAUGCUUUAUACAGUUGUAGAGUUUUAUAACCAUUCAUGAUGGCACUAGGAUUAAAGGUGGAUUAAAGGUGCAUUGUGUAACUUUUCUAAUGAAAGGUCCAUCAGAUGCUUUUCUCCACCAGAACUCAACCAGAACUCAACCAGGACUCAACCAGGACUCAACCAGGACUCAACCAGAACUCAACCAGAACUCAACAAGAACUCAACCAGGACUCAACCAGAACUCAACCAGGACUCAACCAGGACUCAACCAGGACUCAACCAGAACUCAACAAGAACUCAACCAGGACUCAACCAGGACUCAACCAGGACUCAACCAGGACUCAACUAGAACUCAACCAGGACUCAACCAGGACUCAACCAGAACUCAACCAGGACUCAACCAGGACUCAAGCAGAACUCAACCAGGACUCAACCAGGACUCAACCAGAACUCAACCAGGACUCAACCAGGACUCAACCAGAACUCAACCAGGACUCAACCAGAACUCAACCAGGACUCAA
Boleophthalmus pectinirostris (great blue-spotted mudskipper) is the source of this 8219-nucleotide messenger RNA. RefSeq names its product ASXL transcriptional regulator 2 (gene asxl2). Gene Ontology annotation, cellular component: PR-DUB complex. The transcript has 12 exons. Gene Ontology annotation, biological process: animal organ morphogenesis; positive regulation of transcription by RNA polymerase II. The record is from RefSeq and is a predicted model, not a curated record. The coding region runs from base 103 to 3648 and encodes 1181 amino acids. Gene Ontology annotation, molecular function: chromatin binding; peroxisome proliferator activated receptor binding; DNA binding. NCBI's taxonomy places the organism in Eukaryota, Metazoa, Chordata, Actinopteri, Gobiiformes, Gobiidae.